This is a messenger RNA of Sinocyclocheilus grahami, 3882 nucleotides long. It is a transcript of the gene prdm10, whose product is annotated as PR domain containing 10. Gene Ontology annotation, biological process: regulation of gene expression. The coding region runs from base 253 to 3534 and encodes 1093 amino acids. Gene Ontology annotation, molecular function: protein binding. Lineage: Eukaryota; Metazoa; Chordata; Actinopteri; Cypriniformes; Cyprinidae. The record is from RefSeq and is a predicted model, not a curated record. Gene Ontology annotation, cellular component: nucleus. The transcript has 21 exons.
AUAUCGCAAUGUGGCAAGCGUCGCCUGCGGCCGCGGGUCUGUUGCUAGGUAGAUUAUGUUAAUAUAUGCAAGGCAGCCAUCUCUGCAGCUACCAUUCAGAGGGAAGACCCACUUCAACCUUUUCCUAAAAAUGCUGAAAACUCUCGGGAAAUCCACACCCGAAGCUUAAGCGCGGAUUGAGACUCGUAUCUCAGUGUUUGAUGAGCGGCGGAUAGGUGGAGGAGGUGUUCGGUCUCACCUCAUACUGUUGCUAUGGAGGCCAAGCAGGAGUCCUCACCUGUGUGGAGUUCAGCACCCAACAAUGACACUGGAAAUACACCUCAGGUGCAUUUUGAGAGCAGUGCGGUGGCUCAGAUCGUGUACAGCGGAGAGCAGUCUGACCGCGCUCAGCAGCAGGUUGUAUAUGCUGCAGACGGAAGCUCCUACACCUCCGUCGAGUCGGCCGAACACACACUGGUGUACAUACACCCAGCCGAUGGAACGCAGGCGGUGUUUACAGAUCAGCCCCAAGUGGCCUACAUUCAGCAAGAUGGCACAACACAACAGGUGACUGUGUUGCUACCCAGUGGUCAGAACAUGAACACUGCAAAUCUGCACGUACUGAGUAAUGUAGCUGAUGGCCCACAGGCGAUCCUGGAACCUGUGACACAGAGCCAUCUUGCUGUGACUAAUGCAGCUCUUCCCAACAUGCUGGAGGCCUCGUCGAGUCCCCUGGGGGCCACCGAUUCCACUGUGGAUUCAGAGGAUGAGGAAGAAGACAACGAUAGCGACGAUUCUGAAAUGGACGACUGGGAACCCAGGACGCCCCAGCCGUUCACCCCUCAGAACCUCUGGUGUGAAGACUGUAAUAAUGCUAAUCCUGGAGCAUGUAUAAAGCACGGCCCUCUGCACCCCAUCCUCAACCGCCCUGUGAUGUCCAAGGCUCGGGCCAGUCUUCCUCUCGUCCUGUAUAUCGACCGCUUCCUGGGCGGAGUCUUUACCAAGAGGCGUAUCCCCAAACGCACACAGUUCGGUCCUAUAGAGGGGCCGCUGGUGCGACAGAGCGAACUGCAGGACACGCACAUCCACCUGAAAUUAUACAUGCUAGACCCUGAAAAAGAAGGCGAGAGGACAGAGGACCUCUGGUUUGACCUGACCGAUGAAGAGCGAUGUAACUGGAUGAUGUUUGUUCGACCGGCCCAGAAUCACUUGGAGCAGAACCUGGUGGCUUAUCAGUACGGGUCGGACAUUUUUUACACCACCAUUAAGAACAUACAGCCCAAACAGGAGCUUAAGGUGUGGUACGCUGCAUCAUAUGCCGAGUUUGUCAACCAGAAAGUUCAUGAUGUCACAGAUGAAGAGAGAAAAGUUUUACGUGAGCAGGAGAAGAACUGGCCGUGCUAUGAGUGUAACAGACGCUUCAUGAGCUCAGAGCAGCUUCAGCAGCACUUAAACAUGCACGACGACAAGCUGAACCUCAUCCAAAGGUUUGAAUACCACGCGAGUGCAUUGUGUCAUUGCUCCCAAAUUCAGUGUAAUCGAAGCGAUUCCUCAUCAUCCUGCUUGGAUUGUUCACCUGGUCGUCUUCUCAUUUCGAAAGUGCCCAUUCCUCCAUGCUUUCUCUCUUCCCUUACCCAGAAUGCCGCUCUCCAGCAUCUAUUCAUCCGUAAGUCCUUUCGACCCUUUAAAUGUUCUCAGUGCGGGAAAGCCUUUCGAGAUAAAGACAAGCUGGACCAGCACAUGCGGUACCACGGGCGGGAUGGCUGCCGACACAUGUGCCAUCAGUGCGGUAAGGGCUUCUUGUCGAACGCUGCGCUUGAGGAUCACCUGCAGUUGCACUCUGAUCAGCGCACCUACUCCUGCCUCUUCUGCGCCGAGGCCUAUGACAGAUUGGACCUGCUCAAAGUGCAUGUGCAUGUUCACCUGGUCAACGGCUGCUUUUCCUGUCCUUCCUGCAAGAAAACCUUCACAGACUUCAUACAGGUUAAGAAACAUGUGAGAAGUUUCCACUCAGAGAAGAUCUUUCGGUGUACGGAGUGUGAUAAAGCCUUCUGCAGGCCUGAUAAACUACGACUCCACAUGCUUCGCCACUCUGACCGCAAGGACUUCCUGUGCUCCACCUGCGGAAAACAGUUUAAGAGGAAGGAUAAACUACGGGAGCACAUGCAGAGGAUGCACAACCCUGAACGCGAGGCCAAAAAGGCGGACCGCAUCCACCGCACCAAAGCUCUGAAACAGAAGGAGCCCACCACCGACUUUGAGAGCUUCAUGUUUAAAUGCAGACUAUGUAUGAUGGGCUUCAGGAGACGAGGGAUGCUGGUGAAUCACCUUUCUAAACGACAUCCUGAGAUGCGAUUGGAGGAGGUUCCUGAGCUGACGCUGCCCAUCAUUAAACCCAACAGAGAUUACUUUUGCCAGUACUGUGAUAAGGUGUAUAAAAGUGCCAGUAAGAGGAAGGCCCACAUUUUGAAGAACCACCCCGGGGCAGAAUUGCCCCCCAGCAUCCGGAAGCUGCGUCCGGCCGGGCCGGGAGAGCCUGACCCCAUGCUGAGCACACACACGCAGCUGACCGGCACCAUCGCAACUGCACCGGUGUGCUGCCCGCACUGUGCCAAACAGUACAGCAGCAAGACAAAGAUGGUCCAGCACAUCCGUAAGAAGCAUCCGGAGUAUCAGUACAACAGCAGCAGCAGCAUCCAGGCACCUCUGGCUGCUACCGUCAUCAGCAGCACUCCUGCUGUCAUCACAACAGACGGCGCUACUGCAGAGGCCGUGGUGACGACCGAUCUGUUGACCCAGGCCAUGACGGAGCUGUCCCAGACCCUGACCACAGACUACCGCACAGCACAAGGGGAUUUCCAGAGGAUCCAGUACAUCCCAGUGUCUCAGGCAGGAGGAGGCCUGUCACAGCCACAGCACAUACAGCUGCAGGUGGUGCAGGUGGCCCCGGCGUCCUCUCCUCACUCUCAGCACUCUACAGUAGAUGUGAGCCAGUUACACGACCCUCACAGUUACAGUCAGCACUCUAUUCAGGUUCAGCACAUCCAGGUGGCUGAGCCCACGGGGACGGUGCAGGCCAAUGCUCAGGUUUCAGCUCAGCCUCUAAGUCCCUCCUCUCAGCAAGCGGCUCAGGAGCUUAGCACGGCCCAGCUGACCCCUGUGACCCUCGCUCAGGGCCAGACUCUACAGACGUCCACCAAUCAGACGCAAGGUGCUGCACAGCAUGCGUACCUACCCAGCAACUGGAACUACAGGAGUUAUCCAUCUGAGAUCCAGAUGAUGACUCUUCCUCAUACUCAGUAUGUGAUCGCAGAGGCCAGCGCCCCCGUCACUGCUGCUGUCAACAGCAGUCAGGUCAAAACGACACAUUAUGUGAUCUCGGAAGGACAGACGGAGCUGGAUGGUAAGCAGGUGAAUGUCCCGUCCACCACAGGGCAGGUUCACCCCGACCCACUGGAGCAGCCGGCCAUCAGUCAGCAGACCACCACGCAGUACAUCAUCACCACCACCACCAACGGGACAGGGGCCAGUGAAGUUCACAUCACCAAACCCUGACCCUCGAUCACACAUGAAGAAACUGAUUCGUCAGCUUCAGCUGCAGAGUUACUUUAAAUGAACAGAUUUCGGAUUUAUUUUCUUGAAGAGUUAAAAAGAUGAAGUGAAAUAGUGAAGAUGUUUUUGUAUGAAAUAAUCAGAACACUGGAGUGGUUAACUGUGUUUCUCUAGACACCCAAAAAUACCUAAUUGUGUAUGUUUUCAGGAACUAUCAUGACUUUUAACAUGUGCCAUCCUGCCUUUUAUCUUAAUUUUGGUCUAUUUUUCCCCCUCUUUAUUUAUUCAGUAAAGUAUUGACAGAUUCUGCAUUUUCAUACUUGAGUUAGACUGAUGAGAGACCUUUAAAAG